GUUCAUACCUAAAAAUAAUGUAAAAUAGUACUGCAGUUCCAGCCUGUCUUUUGUGUUCUUCUGAGAUUGACAGCUUUAAUGUGCAAAGCCAAGGCGGCCACGAGAAGAAGAUAGAGCACAAAGCCUAAAGAAAUGGCUGCCUUCACGGAGAUUAGACCCCACGCGGUGGUCGUCCCGUUCCCGGCGCAAGGCCACAUCAAUCCGCACCUGAAGCUGGCCAAGCUACUCCACGCCAGGGGCUUCCACAUCACCUUCGUCAACACCGAGUACAACCACCGCCGCCUCACCCUGUCCCGAGGCCCCGACUGGGCCACCGCAGGCCUCGACGGCUUCCGCUUCGAGACCAUCCCCGACGGCCUGCCGCCGUCGUCGGACGAGAACAACACGCAGGAUGUGCCGGCGCUGUGCGCUUCCACCAGGGCCACCUGCCUGGCCCCAUUCAGAGACCUCAUGGCGAGGCUGAGCCGCGCGGCCGACGUGCCCCCCGUCACAUGCAUCGUGUCCGAUGGGGCUAUGUCCUUCACCGUGGAUGAGGACUUCGGGGUUCCUGUCUUGCUCUUCUUCACACAUAGUGCAUGUGGCUGUUGGAGCUACUUUCACUUUGGUGAGCUCGUCAGGAGAGGCUACACGCCUCUCAAAGAUGAAAGCUUCUUGACGAACGGGUAUCUCGAUACUCCGAUCGACUGGAUCGUCGGCCUCGAGAACAUCCGCUUCCGGGACCUGCCGUCUUUCGUCCGGACCACCGACCCCGACGACGUAAUGCUGAGCAUUAUGGCGAGGCGUGCCGCGCAUGACGCUCCCCAAGCCGCCGGUAUCAUCCUCAACACCUUCGACGACCUCGAGGGCCCCGUGCUGUACAGGAUCCGCUCCAAGUUCCCCAACCUCUACUCCGUCGGCCCCGUCUCGUCCAUCGCCACCACCGCCUUCACCUCGAUCUCCGGUAACCUGUGGAAGGAAGAUACCGAGUGCAUAAAAUGGCUGGACGACCAGGCUGAUGGCUCCGUCCUGUACGUCAACUUCGGGAGCAUCACGGUAGUGACGGCGGAGCAGCUGCUCGAGUUCGCGUGGGGCUUGGCGCGCAGCGGGUACCCGUUCCUGUGGGUGGUGAGGCCCGACAUGGUGCGAGGCGAGGCGGCGGUGCUGCCGGAGGAGUUUGCCGCGGAAGUAGAAGGGAGGGGGCUGUUGGUGGGGUGGUGCAACCAAGAGGAGGUCUUAAGCCACCCCGCGACGGCUGUCUUCCUGUCGCACUGCGGGUGGAACUCGACGCUGGAGAGCAUCAGCGAGGGCGUGCCGAUGAUAUGCUGGCCAUUCUUCGCCGAGCAGCAAACCAACUGCAGGUACUUGUGCACCAAAUGGGGGAUGGGUACGGAGAUCGGCAGCAACGCGAGGAGGGGGGAGGUGGAGGGGUGCAUAAGGGAGGUGAUGACAGGGGACAAAGGGAGAGAGAUGAGAAAGAGAGCAUUGGAAUGGAAAGAGAGGGCAAGAAAAGCCAUUGGCCCGGGGGGCUCUUCCUCGGUCAACCUUGAAAGGCUGGUGGAGGAGUUGACAAGGAGACAGUGAGACAAGCUCCUGUUUGAUAUGUUGUUCCUAUAGCAUGAUGAUUCACUCA
This is a messenger RNA of Musa acuminata subsp. malaccensis (wild Malaysian banana), 1609 nucleotides long. Lineage: Eukaryota; Viridiplantae; Streptophyta; Magnoliopsida; Zingiberales; Musaceae. The record is from RefSeq and is a predicted model, not a curated record.